CGCCUAUUGCUUGCAGACGAUGUCGCGCGGCCUCUUCCAAAGAACUUGGCGUCUUGCGAGACCUAUUAGAUGUUGCAAUCUAUUUUCACCGAGGUUUCGGUGAAGAUCUGCCUCCACAAGGAAAAUGGCUGGCAGAGUACUAAGGCACUUGGUUAACGGAGUGGUGGCGGCUCCGUUGCGACGAUACAGUAGCUCAGGGCCGAAAAAAGUGACCCUCAUUCCUGGUGACGGUAUUGGACCAGAAAUUUCAGCGUCGGUACAAAAGAUAUUUGCUGCUGCUCAAGUUCCUAUUGAAUGGGAGUCAGUUGAUGUGACACCUGUUAGAGGUCCUGAUGGGAAAUUUGGCAUUCCACAAGCAGCUAUUGAUUCCGUCAAUAGAAACAAAGUGGGCCUCAAAGGCCCACUCAUGACACCUGUUGGCAAGGGCCAUAGGUCUCUCAAUCUAGCUCUUAGGAAAGAAUUUAACUUGUAUGCAAAUGUGCGGCCUUGUAGGUCGCUGGAAGGCUAUCGGACACUUUAUGAUGAUGUUAAUGUUAUUACCAUUCGUGAAAAUACAGAGGGUGAAUACUCUGGUAUUGAACAUGAAAUUGUGGAUGGGGUUGUACAAAGUAUAAAGCUUAUUACAGAGGAAGCAUCUCGACGAGUAGCGGAAUUUGCCUUCCACUACGCAAAAGAGAAUGGCCGCAAGAAGGUUACUGCAGUACAUAAAGCUAACAUCAUGCGAAUGUCAGAUGGUCUUUUCCUGCGUUGUUGCCGUGAAGCAGCUGAAAAUCACCCUGACGUAAAAUUUGAAGAGAAAUAUUUGGACACGGUAUGCCUGACAAUGGUUCAGGAUCCCAAUAAAUAUGAUGUUCUGGUGAUGCCCAAUCUGUAUGGUGAUAUCUUGUCAGAUAUGUGUGCAGGUUUGGUCGGUGGACUUGGCCUUACACCAAGUGGAAAUAUUGGCCUGAAUGGUGCUCUUUUUGAAUCGGUGCACGGUACUGCUCCAGACAUAGCAGGACAAGACAAAGCCAAUCCUACUGCACUCCUGCUUUCUGCUGUUAUGAUGUUACGCUACAUGGAACUCAAUGACUAUGCAGCACGAAUAGAGCAAGCUUGCUUUGAUACUAUCAAAGAAGAAAAGUACCGCACAGGGGAUUUGGGCGGUCCAGCAAAGUGCUCGGAAUUUACUAAUGAAAUCUGUCGCAAAAUUGAAGCUUCACACUAGAAAAUGUUAACCAAGACAAUAAAACCCACUUGUUAAUCAACUAUAUUGUUGAUAGUUUGUAAAGAGUUUGAAUUGUAAAUGAACAGUUUAGUAAUAUUUAUUUAUUGUUGUAGGAAACUGCGAAUUCUCAAGUGUUAUUUAUUUAAUUACUAGUCUGUCUUUUAUAAUUGUAAGACAUUAAUGCCAAAAACUGUUAGUCAUGUCCUGUGCCACAGUGAUGGCAUUGAAGACAAACUAUGUUGAAUAAAGCCCAGAGUUGUGUGAAUAAAUAUUAUUAUUUUUUAAAUA
Molecule: messenger RNA, 1495 nt
Organism: Schistocerca americana (American grasshopper)
Lineage: Eukaryota; Metazoa; Arthropoda; Insecta; Orthoptera; Acrididae
Gene: Idh3a
Product: probable isocitrate dehydrogenase [NAD] subunit alpha, mitochondrial
Exons: 6
Coding region: 125-1207 (360 amino acids)
Biological process (GO): tricarboxylic acid cycle; isocitrate metabolic process
Cellular component (GO): mitochondrion
Molecular function (GO): magnesium ion binding; isocitrate dehydrogenase (NAD+) activity; NAD binding
Source: RefSeq, a predicted model, not a curated record